Molecule: messenger RNA, 1163 nt
Organism: Microtus oregoni (creeping vole)
Lineage: Eukaryota; Metazoa; Chordata; Mammalia; Rodentia; Cricetidae
Product: 40S ribosomal protein S12-like
Exons: 1
Coding region: 420-818 (132 amino acids)
Biological process (GO): translation
Cellular component (GO): cytosolic small ribosomal subunit; ribosome
Molecular function (GO): structural constituent of ribosome
Source: RefSeq, a predicted model, not a curated record
GUGGCGAAUCGGCCAAGGCAAAAUAAGAGUCAGCGAUCGAUGAAGCGAGGGCACGGGAUGCUGGCGCAGGUUGCGGCGUCGCAGUGGUUGUGGAGCCUGGAGCAGGCAACGGAGGCGGUCCACUUUUCCCCCCAGAUACUUUCCCGCAGAAGCAGCCAAGAUUACGUAAUAAUAACGAGGAAGCUCAGCCAAGCUCGGUGCGAGCCACCCACACUCCCUGGUAGCCAUCCGCACGGGCAGCCUCGUACCCGAGGUGUCCUAAUUUUUUGUCCUCUAGGUGGCCAUCUGACCGCCUUUCCUCCUCCGCAGAACUGGGAACCCGUUGCCUCCUGCGACUUAGGUUGGAAGUUAGGUAGUUUUCGGUAGUUGCGGAGUAGUUUCGAAAGGGUAGAUCGGAUCCGCCUGUGUCACCCACCGCCAUGGCCAAGGAAGGUGCCGCUGCUGGAGCUGCGAUGGACAUCCACUCUGCUUUGAAGGAGGUGCUGAAGAUCGCCUUGGGCCACGACGGCCUGGUAAGAGGGAUCCACGAAGCUGCCAAAGCAUUAGGCAAGCGCCAGGCCCACCUCUGUGUGCUGGCAUCCAACUGUGAUAAGCCCACGUACACCAAGUUGGUGGAAUCCCUUUGUGCUGAGCACCAGAUCAACCUGAUUAAGGUUGAUGACCACAAGAAACUCGGGGAAUGGGUAGGCCUCUGCAAAAUUGAUCGGAAGGGGAAACCCCGGAAAGUAAUAGGUUGCAGCUGUGUGGUGGUUAAGAGCUAUGGCAAAGAGUCUCAGGCUAAAGAUGCCAUCGAAGAGUACUUCAAAUGCAAGACAUGAACGGCAAUAAAAUCGGCUGCUUUUCGUUUUAAGUUCCUAAAAACAUAAAAAACAUAGAAAAGUAGCACUAUCUCAAACUCUUGCGUUUUCGUUGGAAAUAAUAGCGCUCUUUCGGUUUUCUUCCAAAUGUAAACUUUGCAUAUUAUGUUCUUGUUUGUAAUGGAAAUCAUCUGUUUGGAAGUUUACAAACUGCUUAAGAUUUGCUCUAGCAUUAUUAAGGUUUAAUUGACAACCUUAUAUGUAUGUUUGAGGCCAGCCUGGUCUACAAAAGCUAGUUCCAGGACAGGCUCCAAAGAUACAGAGAAAUCCUAUCUCAUAAAAACAAAAGACUUUAAUUCCAGCACU